UUGUCAGACGUUAUAUAAAGCCAAGGUAUACAUACUAAUCAAGUCAUUCGCAGUUUUCUUCGCUAGACAAGAUGGUAUUCCGCGCACUUACCGUACUCAGUGUCAUAAUCUUUGGAUUGUGUGUGACGGAAAAACUCGAUCUUUCUGUGCCUACCUGCAAACGCGAUUCAAGUCACUAUAACUCCUGCUUAAAACGCGCUAUUAAUGAAGCAUGGCCACUUUUUGUAAAAGGUCUUCCUGCGGAAUUCGAAUUUCCACCUAUGGACCCAUUCUUUUACAAGGAUGCAAGAGGUGUAAUUGAUAGUGGUGAAAUACACGCAGAAAUAAUCAUGUCAAAUAUCACUAUUGAGGGUUUAAAAGAUUUACGUGUUGUGGCUGUGAGCCCGCAUUUUAGUAAUGACUCCUUCCGUUUGAUAGUUAACGCCUACAUACCAAAAAUAUUUGUUGAUGGUAUUUGUAAAGCCAAAGGUACUCUAGGCGGAUUCAGAAUGGGCGGUGAAGGAUACUUUAAUAUGUCUGCGAGAGAUGUCGCAGGAUCGUGGGAUAUAUUUGGUCCCAUAAAUGAUGACACGUGGAUUAUAGAACAUGUUCUUAUAUAUCCGAUGAUUAAAGAUUUUAAGAUAUACUUACAUAAUAUGUUUGAAGGCAGUCGAGAAAUAAAUGAACUCGCUAUGAUGUUUGUCAAUGAAAACUGGCCGUUGCUAAUGCGUAUAACGAUGCCGAUAGCGAGAAAAAAUUGGGACACGUUUUUCAGUGAUCUCCUUAAUCACUUGUUCGCAAAGCUAUCUUUCUCAAAAUUAUUCCCAUAGAGUUCGAAUGUUUAAUUGAAUCGUUAAAUUUAAUAUGAUAUUAAUAUUUUAGCUAAAUAUAGGCCUACAUUUUUCGACAGUUUUAUUAUAACAUAUAAAUUCUGGAUAUACAUUCUGUCAAAUAAAUACCGGGAAUUGUUCAGUAAAACAUAAAAUAUUGGUUUAACCAUCUAAAUUUAUUUUGUCACCUUCAAAAUAGGCCCCAUUUGUUGCGACACUUAUGCUAACGAAUAAUCCAGUUGUUGAAACAUUUCUUAUAAGCACUUUCCGGUAUGGACUGCAGCUCCUUCUGCGAAUUUUGUUUUAUGGCUUCAAUGGACUCAAAACAUCUUACACGAAGUGGUAAUUUGUGUUUGGGGAACAGGAAAAAGUCACACGCGGCUGUAUCUGGCAAAUAUGGUGCUUGGUCGAUGACAUUCGUUGAGUUUUUGGCAAAAAAUUCGCGUACAAGGAUUGAUGUGUGAGACAGCGCAUUAUCGUGGUGUAAAAUCAAAAAGUUGCUUUCCCACAAAUCUGGACUUUUCCGGCGAACACUCUCUUUCAAACGCCCAGAUAAUAUUGUUUGUUGACUAUCUGCCCCUUCGGAUGGAACAACACCACGAUAGCCAAAGAAAACAGUCAAUAUAUCUUUGAUUUUCGAGCGACUUUGACGUGAUAUUUUCGGCCUUCUUUGAAUACUUUGUACGCUCGUGUUUUCAAUAAAGCUGACUCACCGUAGGCCUUCUCCAACAUUUUAACGAUUCAGCACGAAAAAUUUCGUUGGCAACACAAAAUUUGAAGCAAACCCUUUGUUCGAUAUUUUUAUCCAUUUUAAAAAUCGCAGAAGUCGACUAACAAAACCAACAGUUGUAAACAAAGUAGUUGACAGAUGGUGCCAAAACUCUACGUGACAAUUAGGUACUUUGGUAUCAACUUACAGCAAAAAAUUAAUUUUCAUACUUUUUACGCGUACUUUUGAAAUAAACAAUUCCCGGUAUUUAUUUGACAGAAUGUAAAUCAGAUGUUUAAGAUCUGAUAUAAUUAUAAGUGAUAUCCUUGAUCUUGGCGCACACUUCAAGUGCUAAUCAGUAGUAUAAAAACGAUAUAAACAUCUUAACCAUUUAGCUGCAGCACACUUCAGUUAAAACUGGAAUAAUUUUAUGUGAAUAAUUACUCAUUUCUCAAUUACCUUCGAAUCUUUACCUUUUAUAAAAAGAUAUGUCUUUUAUAAAAAGCGGCGAAGCUUCUUGAAUUGCGCGUCUUAAGCAGGAGGAAUAAUCGAUAAAGCGCGCUUAUAUGUGAGCACAAUUGUGUAGAAAUAAAAGCAGAAUAACAUAAGUUGUUUUCGAAUAAAAAUAAUGUUUCUGA
This is a messenger RNA of Odontomachus brunneus, 2156 nucleotides long. RefSeq lists its product as uncharacterized. NCBI's taxonomy places the organism in Eukaryota, Metazoa, Arthropoda, Insecta, Hymenoptera, Formicidae. The coding region runs from base 72 to 809 and encodes 245 amino acids. The transcript has 5 exons. The record is from RefSeq and is a predicted model, not a curated record.